AUACACUCAUUCUUUCAGAACUAAGUUAGUGUUACCAACACAGUACAUAGAAGUGUGUGUGUGUCUCUGUAGCAGACCAGUAAUGGCGGCAGCCUGAGUGACUACUCCUCGUCAGCCCUCCACCCCCAGCACCAGUCAGAAGGAGCUACGCAUCGACGUCCCCAGACCACCAACACCCCCACACCCGUCCGCAAGCAGUCCAAACGCCGCUCCAACUCUUCACUUCUCGGAAGGCCAGCGAGCCAGACAGGGACAAGAAAGGACUGGAGGGCCGAGCGGACAGCAUUGGAAGCGGCCGAGCUAUUCCAAUUAAGCAGGGCAUGCUUCUGAAGAGGAGUGGCAAGACCCUAAACAAGGAGUGGAAAAAAGAAGUACGUGACGUUGUGUGAUAAUGGCUGCUCACAUAUCACCCCAGCCUGCACGACUACAUGCAGAACGUCCAUGGGAAGGAGAUAGAUCUGUUGAGGACCACAGUGAAGGUCCCAGGGAAGAGGCCUCCCCGAGCGGUGUCUAGCUGUGCCGCUGUCCCCAGCCCGAAGACCAACGGCCUGGCCAAGGACAUGAGCAGUCUGCAGCUGGGACCUGGUGGCCCUGGCUCUGUGACCAGUAGUUUGUCAGCCUCUCAGAUGGCCAGUGGGAUCAGCUUGGUGUCCUUUAACAGUCGUGGGGACGGCAUGCACCAGAGAUCCUACUCCGUCUCCUCCGCCGACCAAUGGAGCGACGCCACCGUCAUCGCCAACUCAGGASUCAGCACAGACACGGGUCUGGGAGAGUCUGUGUGCUCCAGCCCCUCCAUCUCCAACACCACCAGCCCUAAGAUGGACCCCCCCCUCGCCGCACGCCAACCGCAAGAAGCACCGGCGGAAGAAGAGCACCAGCAACUUCAAAGCCGACGGCCUCUCUGGUACUGCGGAAGGUAACGCCAUCUCCCCUCC
This is a messenger RNA of Salvelinus sp. IW2-2015, 935 nucleotides long. Its product is annotated as arf-GAP with GTPase, ANK repeat and PH domain-containing protein 1. Gene Ontology annotation, biological process: activation of GTPase activity. NCBI's taxonomy places the organism in Eukaryota, Metazoa, Chordata, Actinopteri, Salmoniformes, Salmonidae. The record is from RefSeq and is a predicted model, not a curated record. Gene Ontology annotation, molecular function: GTPase activator activity; GTPase activity.